Molecule: messenger RNA, 3091 nt
Organism: Vidua chalybeata
Lineage: Eukaryota; Metazoa; Chordata; Aves; Passeriformes; Viduidae
Gene: BICD1
Product: BICD cargo adaptor 1
Exons: 9
Coding region: 39-3044 (1001 amino acids)
Biological process (GO): microtubule anchoring at microtubule organizing center; regulation of microtubule cytoskeleton organization; positive regulation of receptor-mediated endocytosis
Cellular component (GO): cytosol; Golgi apparatus
Molecular function (GO): dynactin binding; dynein complex binding; cytoskeletal adaptor activity
Source: RefSeq, a predicted model, not a curated record
GGCUGCCUGCUCGGCGGCGCGGCAGUGCCGGCGGGGCUAUGGCUGCGGAGGAGGUGCUGCAGGGCGCAGACCACUACAAGAGCGAGAUCGAGCGGCUGACCCGGGAGCUCUCCGAGACGACCCACGAGAAGAUCCAGGCGGCGGAGUAUGGGCUGGUGGUGCUGGAGGAGAAGCUCACGCUCAAGCAGCAGUACGAUGAGCUGGAGGCGGAGUAUGACGGCCUCAAGCAGGAGCUGGAGCAGCUGAAGGAGGCUUUUGGCCAGUCCUUCUCUGUUCACCGCAAAGUGGCUGAAGAUGGUGAAACACGGGAAGAGACUCUUCUCCAGGAGUCUGCAUCAAAGGAAGCCUAUUACCUGGGCAAGAUUUUGGAGAUGCAGAAUGAGCUCAAGCAGAGCAGGGCUGUGGUCACCAACGUUCAGGCAGAGAAUGAGCGCCUCACUGCUAUUGUCCAAGACUUGAAAGAGAAUAACGAAAUGGUGGAACUGCAGAGGAUACGAAUGAAAGAUGAGAUUCGAGAGUACAAGUUUCGAGAGGCGAGACUGCUGCAGGACUACACUGAGCUGGAAGAGGAAAACAUCACUUUACAGAAACUGGUGUCCACACUGAAGCAGAAUCAAGUUGAAUACGAAGGCUUAAAGCAUGAGAUUAAACGAUUUGAGGAGGAGACAGUGUUGCUUAAUAGCCAGCUAGAAGAUGCCAUCCGGCUGAAGGAGAUUGCCGAGCAUCAGCUGGAGGAAGCUCUGGAAACUUUAAAAAAUGAAAGAGAGCAAAAGAACAAUCUGAGAAAGGAACUGUCCCAGUAUAUCAACCUCAAUGAUAGUAUGUAUAAUAACCAUAUUAAUAUAUCAGUAGAUGGGUUGAAGUUUUCAGAGGACGGGGGUGAGCCCAACAAUGAUGACAAAAUGAAUGGACACAUCCACGGGCCUCUUGUGAAACUCAAUGGUGACUACAGAACUCCCACGAGCAGGAAAGGAGAAUCUCUGCACCCUGUCUCUGACCUCUUCAGUGAGCUCAACAUAUCAGAGAUACAGAAACUGAAGCAGCAGCUCAUGCAGGUGGAGCGGGAGAAGGCCAUUCUUCUGGCCAACCUCCAGGAGUCCCAGACGCAGCUGGAGCACACCAAGGGAGCCCUGACAGAGCAGCACGAGCGCGUGCACAGGCUCACGGAGCACGUCAAUGCCAUGAGGGGGCUGCAGAGCAACAAGGAGCUGAAAGUUGAGCUUGACUGUGAGAAGGGCCGAGAUUCCAGUGAGGAGGCACACGACUACGAAGUGGACAUCAAUGGCUUGGAGAUCCUGGAAUGUAAAUACAAAGUAGCUGUUACUGAGGUGAUAGACCUUAAAGCAGAAAUCAAAGCCUUAAAGGAGAAAUAUAAUAAGUAUGUGGAAAACUACACUGAAGAGAAGGCCAAGUAUGAGAGCAGAAUCCAGACGUAUGAUGAGCAGGUGACAAGCCUGGAGAAGUCGACCAAGGAAAGCCAGGAAAAAAUGGUCCACAUGGAGAAGGAGUUACAAAGGAUGACAAGCAUAGCAAAUGAAAACCACAAUACCCUUAACACUGCCCAGGAUGAGCUGGUGACGUUUAGUGAGGAGCUGGCUCAGCUCUACCACCACGUCUGCCUGUGCAACAACGAGACGCCCAACAGGGUCAUGUUGGACUAUUACAGGCAGAGCAGAGUCACCCGCAGCGGGAGCCUGAAGGGGCCAGAUGACCCUCGAGGUCUCCUUUCCCCACGACUUGCCAGGCGUGGGGUGGCAUCGCCUGUAGAAGCCAGGACCCUGACGGAGCAGGUGACGAAAGAGGCUGCAGAGCCCGGCAAGGAGCAGAGCCCAACAAAAACACCUUCCAUUUCUCCUGUCAUCACAGCCCCUCCUUCCUCCCCUGUCUCUGAUACCAGUGACAUCCGCAAAGAGCCUAUGAACAUCUACAACCUCAAUGCCAUAAUAAGGGACCAAAUCAAGCACUUGCAGAAGGCUGUGGAUCGGUCGCUGCAGCUGUCGCGCCAGCGAGCCGCAGCCCGUGAGCUGGCGCCCAUGAUUGACAAGGACAAGGAGGCCUUAAUGGAGGAGAUCCUGAAGCUGAAGUCGCUCCUGAGUACAAAGCGAGAGCAGAUUGCGACCUUGAGGGCAGUGCUGAAAGCCAACAAGCAGACAGCUGAAGUGGCACUGGCCAAUUUGAAGAACAAAUACGAAAAUGAAAAAGCAAUGGUGACUGAGACCAUGACCAAGCUACGGAAUGAACUAAAGGCUCUGAAGGAAGAUGCAGCAACCUUCUCAUCCUUGAGAGCAAUGUUUGCAACCAGGUGUGAUGAGUACGUCACACAGCUGGAUGAGAUGCAGAGGCAGCUGGCGGCUGCGGAGGAUGAGAAGAAGACCCUGAACUCUCUGCUGCGCAUGGCUAUCCAGCAAAAACUUGCCCUGACCCAGCGACUGGAGGAUUUAGAGUUCGACCACGAGCAAUCCCGACGCAGCAAAGGCAAGCUGGGAAAGAGCAAGAUCGGCAGCCCUAAAGUAAGUGAGGAGGCAUCAGCCACCGUGCCAAGCAUAGACACUUUCCUCCUGCAUAGUCAGGGCCCACAGCAACCAAACUUACUGGUCAGCAGUGGCACUCAGAGGAAAAGACUAUUCUCACCUUCCCUUUGUGAUCAGAGCCAUCCCAGGACUUCAGGGACCUACCUCCAGAAAUUAUUAAGAGCCCCCCCUCAUCCCGCCUCCACAGAAUCAUAUCUUCUGAGGGGCCCCCCUUCCAUGAGUGAAUUCAUCCAUGGGCACCGUCUCAGCAAGGAAAAAAGGUUAACCGUGGCCAUACCAGUCCUAAUGCUCUCCCAGAAGAGCAGCCACAUUCCAGCUCUCAGUGUGCCCCUCUCAACUGUCUCUCUAAGCCUCCUCCUUACCCCUAAUCUUCAUAUGCAACGUAAGAGAAAAUGCAAACAGAGUGGAGCUCAUGCAACAAAGGUUGGGGUUGUUCCCAGCAAGCGGGUAGACAAUCCUGCCUUGUUACUGCAUUGGCAAGUCUGGAUUCAUAUCCCCUGCUCUGGCAACUGAGGGAAGGUUGAGAAGAAGAACACAAAGCACAGAGCCCAACCUAUCAA